ACGGUCACGACUCUAUUUCUCUUUCUACGACCUCAACGACCGUUAUUGCAUUGCAUAUGGAGUUCUUGAAUCCUGAACCCCCUUAUAUCUUAUUCAAGGACAGGCCAGAAUGGAGCGACGUAACCGCUGUUCCGCAGGAUGAUGGGCCUUCCCCGCCAUUAGCGCCCAUCAUGUAUAACGACAAGUACAAAGAUGCGACCUCAUACUUCCGUGCUAUCUAUGUAUCGCAAGAGCAUUCCCAGCGCGUCCUGGACUUGACGCUGGAGAUCAUCAAACAGAACGCCUCGCACUAUACCGUCUGGCAAUACCGUUACCGCACCCUGAUUGCACUCAAUUCCCCCCUGACCGAAGAGCUUCACCUUCUCUCCAAGCUCCUCCCCACCCACCUCAAAUCCUACCAAGCAUGGAAUCACCGCCGACUGCUCCUCCUCCAGCUGGGGAAGAAGUCCGCUCGCUCCGAGCUCGCGUUCGCGGAGAUCGCACUCGCAAAGGACGCGAAGAACUACCAUACUUGGGUGUAUCGCGAGUGGCUUUUAUGCAACUUCUUCGCUCCCAUGCCGUUUGUGACGUCCACCACUAUCUCCCCUACCGAGGGCGAGGAGCCCACUAUCGAAGACCUGGACGACGAGGGCUGGGUGGAUGACGAGGUAUGGCGAGAGGAAGUCGCGUUCACGGAUCGAAUGCUGGAAGAUGACGUGAGGAACAACUCAGUCUGGCACCACCGGUUCUUCGUUCUGUUCGAAGGACCACGUGCGAGGCCGUCACCAGAGCUGGUCCAAAGCGAGAUUGACUAUACGGAACACAAGAUUGCUUUAGCGCCUAACAACGCCUCGGCAUGGAACUACCUCCGCGGUCUUCUCUCAAAUUCCAAAACCCCGCUCUCCACUCUCCUCCCCUUCGCGCGGCCUUACACCCUUCCCCAGUCCCUUCAGCCCUCGCUGCGGGUUUUCGCUGAGGCAGAAGAACGGGAGCUCCUGCCGGGCGAGAAUGCCCAGUUGCCAUGUGUGAUGGCUCUCGAGUUCAUAGCGGAUGCACUGGGGGAGAAGGGGGAGGUUGAGGAAGCGAACAAGCUGUUUGACGAGCUGGUAGAGCGUGACCCUAUCAGAAAGCAGUUCUGGGAGUACAGGAAGCGUACACUUGCGCAGGCUCCGACGGCGCCUGUGGCGUAACGUAUGAGCCAGAUCAGUCCGAUUGUUGUAUUACGCAGUAUGAACGUGAAAUGAACUUGUGUCAUC
Dacryopinax primogenitus is the source of this 1235-nucleotide messenger RNA. RefSeq names its product protein prenylyltransferase. Gene Ontology annotation, biological process: protein farnesylation; protein geranylgeranylation. Bases 57 to 1169 code for a protein of 370 amino acids. Gene Ontology annotation, molecular function: CAAX-protein geranylgeranyltransferase activity; protein farnesyltransferase activity. Gene Ontology annotation, cellular component: cytoplasm; protein farnesyltransferase complex; CAAX-protein geranylgeranyltransferase complex. The transcript is spliced from 4 exons. The record is from RefSeq and is a predicted model, not a curated record. Lineage: Eukaryota; Fungi; Basidiomycota; Dacrymycetes; Dacrymycetales; Dacrymycetaceae.